GCAUGAUGUCAUUCAUCCUCACGCACUCACACACAUAACCCGCGUCGCGACCGUGUUUACCAAGUGACCGAGUGUCUGUGAUUUAUUUAUUCUAAUAAGUUAGUUAGAAUGGCCAAUAACCGCGCAGCCAAGUCUGGCUUUGCCGCCGAAGCUCAGCGUAAGAUCAACAGCAAAUACAGCGAGGAACUCGCGCAGGAAUGCCUGGAAUGGAUCCGGGCGAUCACGGGCGAGCCAGAGAACGUGUCCGGGGACAUGGACAACUUCUACGAAAUACUCAAGGACGGGACCCUGCUUUGCAAGCUAGUCAACAACAUCCAGCCGGGCCAAGUUAAGAAGAUCAACGAGUCAAAGAUGGCGUUCAAAUGCAUGGAGAACAUAAACGCCUUCCUGGAGGCCGCGAGACAGCUCGGAGUACCUGCUCAGGAAACCUUCCAGACAGUCGACUUGUGGGAGCGACAGAACCUCAACUCCGUGGUGAUUUGCUUGCAGUCACUUGGCAGAAAGGCCCACAACUACGGCAAACCGUCCAUCGGGCCCAAAGAGUCCGAGAAGAACGUGAGAAACUUCUCAGAGGAGCAGCUGAGGGCCGGCCAGGGGGUCAUAUCGCUACAGUACGGCUCGAACAAGGGCGCCACGCAGAGCGGCAUCAACUUCGGGAACACGAGGCAUAUGUAGGCAGUUAACAAGUUGUUUAUGUGGUAAAACGGAUUACUUAUAGGGUUAAUUUAGGUAUAUAGCCUACAAAUUAUCUAGACUUUUCCUAGUGUACUCUCGGCUGCAUCCUAAAAGAGCCUGCGGGAUCCGCUGGUGUCCAGGGGUCGGCAGGUUUGAGAUAAAGUGCCAAUCGGAGUUGAUACCUUAAUUUAUUAAUUCUUUGGGAAACUUGAAGAGCCGCAAAAGUACUUCGAAAUGGUAUACUAACCCCUACGCAAACGAGCUCCAAAUUUUGGCUCGGUCAGUUAUCUUCCAGAUCAAAGUAAAAAAAAAUUGCCUAAAUUAACGUUUUUGCAUAACAAACGUUUUACCAUAUAUUAUAAACUCUUAAGCUAUUUAUAUCUAAAGGAUGAUUAGCAUUAAGACUCAGCUGACGCAUUAUUUUCCAUGGAACUCGAUUCGUUCAAAAUGCAUCAUCUACGAUAUGUAUACCUAUUAUACAUUUACAUAAAUGGCACUUGUGUGCGAGUAAUGACAAGAUUAACACUAAGAAUAUGAUAUAAAAGUAUUACAACGGCCCCGCGUGAUUGAAUAAUUCGUUAUUUAUAUGAUAUAUGAACAGGUUUUUGCCAAGUUUUCAGAGAUAAUAAAAUAUGACAUUGAUGCAUCAAGGCGGUUUGUUUAAAACAGAGGACCUACCGAGAAACGCGAAUCCGAAAUUUCGCUAUCUGCCACUUUAUCGCUCAAAUAUGCAAGAGUGACAGAGAUGUUAGAUAACGGAAUUUCGAUUUUCUUGUUUCGCGAUAGACCCUAUUAUUAUGACUAAGUAAUAUCUACAACCCAAAGAGUUCUUGAUUACAAAAUAACGAAUUAUUCAAUCACGCGGGGCCGUUGUAAUACUUAUAUCAUAAUAGUGUGCUAAUUUUAAAUGUUUUUAUGUACAUAAGAACUUCUAGAAAAUACGUCACCGCGUUUCAACUCAUGUGAAAAGUUUUCUUCAAACUUAUAUUCAAACUGAAACGCUGAACAUAAUUCGUAACCUUAAAGCUAAUCAUCCUUUCAUACACCAUACAUACAAUUCAUAAUGUAACAAGCCACAAAUUAAUUGCACUAGAGAUUUCAUUAAUAGACUAGUUAAAUUAGUAAACAAAAUGUUGUCUUAGAAGACUUGACAGUGGACCAUUUUUGGCGUUUCUCUAAAAUCUCGACUUAGAAUCUCUACGUGUUUGAAAACUGAAUUUCGGUUACAAAUUGACAUUCUAUUUUUUAAGCGUUUUAUCAUUCCGAAGUCAUUCCAUUUUGUGGAUUAUUUUUAUACCAUAGGUAGGUGUAUUUGUUGAGAUCUUUUGUUAAAUCUGACUUUGACUACUAUAUACGAAUUUAAGACAUUUUAAAUUGGCUUAGCUUUUGACUUAAUAAUUAAAUAAUGUAACAUAUUUUUCCAUUUAAGUUUUCGAUUACAAUACAAUAACUUUAAAAGUAUAAUAAAUUGAACUUUGCAUUUAUUGAAUGUGCCUUCUAGCUCCGAAGGAGCCAAAAACUAUUGAAAUGUUGUCUAUAAAAUUUAUAAAUUGACUUUAUACGUAUAUCAGGGUUUCCUUGUUUAUUUAUUAAUUAUAUCAAGUAAUCAUUCCACAAUUUAGACUUAUUAAUAAGUACCUACAUUAGUACAUACUGUGAUUAAUAUUUUUUUAUGGACAUUCUUCUAUAUAUUUUCGUAUUGCGUACUGGAAGACGUUAGGCUAAGUUUCAUCUUAACAUAUACUACAUAGCUGUAUGCAGUACGUGGAAUAAAUAAGUACUUAAAGUA
Molecule: messenger RNA, 2464 nt
Organism: Cydia strobilella
Lineage: Eukaryota; Metazoa; Arthropoda; Insecta; Lepidoptera; Tortricidae
Gene: Chd64
Product: myophilin-like
Exons: 4
Coding region: 109-675 (188 amino acids)
Biological process (GO): actin filament organization
Cellular component (GO): actin cytoskeleton
Molecular function (GO): actin filament binding
Source: RefSeq, a predicted model, not a curated record